This is a messenger RNA of Juglans microcarpa x Juglans regia, 684 nucleotides long. Its product is annotated as protein WVD2-like 6. Bases 10 to 585 code for a protein of 191 amino acids. The record is from RefSeq and is a predicted model, not a curated record. Gene Ontology annotation, molecular function: microtubule binding. The transcript is spliced from 3 exons. Lineage: Eukaryota; Viridiplantae; Streptophyta; Magnoliopsida; Fagales; Juglandaceae. Gene Ontology annotation, biological process: microtubule cytoskeleton organization.
CAGAUUCUUAUGUGCACAAUGUUUUGGAUUAUACAUUUGCUGCUUCUUUAUUGGAUGAAUAAUGUACUUUAUGUUCAUGUCCUUUUGGUUGGGCAGUUCCAUUUGAAGCUUGAGGAAAAGAUGCAUGCAAAAGAAGUGGAGCAAAGUACUUUGCAGGAUAAAUCCAAGGAAAGUCUGGAAGUAGAAGUAAAGAUGCUAAGGAGGAGCUUAACAUUUAAGGCAACCCCUAUGCCAAGCUUCUAUCAUGAACCUCCCCCACCCAAGGUGGAGUUCAAGAAGAUUGCACCAACGAGAGCCAGGUCUCCCAAGUUAGGCCGCCACAAGAGGUCAUCAUUGAUGACGGCCUCCGAAUUAAGCGGCAACCGCAGUUCUCAAUCAGUCCAUCUAAAUCUAGACGAGAAGGUUACCCAAAAUCCUGCUACAAAAGAAUCAUCCCUCGGUUCUUUUAAGAAGCCACUUCAAAAAUCCCUUCCAAGACCUCUUUCUGAGAAGACUACAACAUUGGCCAAUACAACAGAAAAUGGUACAUUUCGCAGCCAACGUACAGACGACAUAAGAUUAAACAGGAAGCAGGGCAAAGAUUAGAGCCAUGCCAAAUUCGAACUGGACUUGAUGCAGUCCUGUAAGAGCUGGAGAAAGAUGGCAAUAGGAAACAUUGGUUUUGCUUUGGUUGAAUUAAAACUA